Messenger RNA from Staurois parvus, 741 nucleotides. The record is from the annotation of a GenBank genome assembly. NCBI's taxonomy places the organism in Eukaryota, Metazoa, Chordata, Amphibia, Anura, Ranidae.
AUGCCACACAACAACCAGGAAAUAAUCCUGAAGCGAGCAGCUGACAUUGCUGAAGCAUUAUACAGUGUGCCACGCAAUCACAACCAGAUCCCCUCACUUGCCAACACACCAUCUCACAGCGGAAUGAUGGGAGUAAAUUCUUUCAGCAGCCAGCUAGCAGUUAAUGUUUCAGAAACAUCUCAAGCUAAUGACCAAGUAGGCUACAGCCGUAACACAAGCAGUGUAUCGCCACGAGGAUAUGUUCCCAGUAGUACCCCCCAGCAAUCCAACUACAACACAGUCAGCAAUAGCAUGAAUGGGUACGGGAAUGCUGGAAUGCCCAAUUUAGGAGUCCCUGGGUCACCUGGCUUCCUCAAUGGUUCAUCUGCCAACUCCCCCUAUGGCAUAGUACCAUCAAGUCCUACAAUGGCAGCCUCUUCGGUCACCCUCCCUUCAAACUGUAGCAGUACACACGGCAUUUUCUCAUUCUCACCUGCAAAUGUCAUCUCCGCAGUGAAACAAAAGAGCGCAUUUGCCCCAGUCGUCAGGCCCCAAGCUUCCCCUCCACCAUCCUGCACCAGUGCAAAUGGCAAUGGACUUCAAGAAUCUGGAGAGGAAGAUGGUUUGGGAGGGUAUACUGCAUGUGUGGGAGGUGGCAUCUCUAUCGUUUUUCCAUUUGGCGUUUGCUUUGAGAAUGGCACAAAACACCAGAGACUUCAUGAUUCGAAAUCUAUGUCCGGUCUUGUAGUUCCACCAAUGUAA